Messenger RNA from Triticum urartu, 1722 nucleotides. RefSeq names its product transcription factor SRM1. The record is from RefSeq and is a predicted model, not a curated record. Gene Ontology annotation, molecular function: DNA binding. NCBI's taxonomy places the organism in Eukaryota, Viridiplantae, Streptophyta, Magnoliopsida, Poales, Poaceae.
CCAGCGGCCACCAGGCAGGAGCCACAGCCAGCCCCGCUUGUCUCCUUCCUCCUCCCCGCGCCACUCCCCCUCCCCCCAGAGACACGGGAGGCCCGACACCGCAGUCACUGCCCCGCCCCCGCCCGCCCCCGCGCCGCGGUGAAAGGAAAAUAUCUCGCCCGGCCCCGCGGUAACAAAUCCUCCUCCGGCGGCGGCGGUAGAUCUCCCUCCUUCCUCCGCCUCCUCCCCUUCUCCCUUUUCGCGAAACCCCCGAUUUAUUCCCCACGAGCCCGCAGCGACACCAAAUCCGCCUCUUCCUCCCCCCGUCCCCCGCUCCUUAUCCCGCCGCCGCAAUCCUCCGGCCGACUGACCCCCGCCGCCGCCCCGCGAGCCCCGCGGAGCGCUGUCAAGGUUGCUUUUUUCCUCUUCUUUCGUCCGGGGAACAGGUCUGCGGCCGGCCAUGGCGGCGGAGGAGGCGAGCAGCAGCGGCGGCGCGGGCGGCGAGGAGGGGUCCGGCGGGUGGACGCGGGAGCAGGAGAAGGCGUUCGAGAACGCGCUGGCCACGGUGGAUGAGGAGGAGGGGGAGGCCAUGUGGGACAAGAUAGCCGACGCCGUCGAGGGCAAGACGCCCGAGGAGGUCCGGCGGCACUACGAGCUGCUCGUGGAGGACGUGGACGGCAUCGAGGCCGGCCGCGUGCCGCUGCUCGUCUACGCCGGCGACGGCGAGGAGGGGGGCUCCGGCGGCGGGGCUGGGGGCAGCGGCGGGGGCGGGGGCGGGGGCGGGAAGAAGAGCGGCGGAGGAGGGGGCGGCCACGGGGAGAAGGGCUCGUCCAAGUCCGCCGAGCAGGAGCGCCGCAAGGGGAUCGCCUGGACCGAGGACGAGCACAGGUUGUUCCUUCUUGGACUUGAAAAGUAUGGCAAAGGUGACUGGAGGAGCAUCUCAAGGAACUUCGUCAUCUCAAGGACGCCCACUCAGGUCGCCAGUCAUGCGCAGAAGUACUUCAUCCGCCUCAACUCGAUGAACAGGGAGAGGCGGCGAUCAAGCAUACACGACAUCACCAGCGUGAACGGAGAGGCAUCAGCCGCUCAGGGCCCAAUCACAGGCACAAAUGGGCAGGCCGCAGUCCCCGGCAAGUCCCCCAAGCAAUCUCCGCACCAGCCAGGGAACCUGCCCCCAGGCGUGGACGCCUUCGGCACCACGAUCGGGCAGCCGGUUGGUGGCCCCCUCGUGUCCGCCGUCGGCACCCCGGUCACGCUCCCUGUCGCCGCUCCGCCUCACAUGGGGUACGCCAUGCACGCCCCGGUCCCAGGGACCGUGGUGCCCCGCGCUCCGAUGUACCCGAUGCCGCCCCCGCCGUCCCGGUGAUGGCCCCGCGCUGCAAAAUAGACGUUGUUAAGCGAUGCUGCUGGGCUUCCUGACAGACCAACUCAGAACCUUCUCCAUGUUGCCCGUCCUUGCAGUGAAAUCCUCUGUUAUUGUCUGAAUAAAGGAAUAAUGAUAAACUGUUGUACAUUACAGAUGGUGUUGUGGGCGUUGCGGAUUAUAUGUAAUCGUGUCGCGUUUCGUCGUCGUGGUCGUUUGUUCGACGUUCGCCUUCGGGUUGGAUGAAUUGGUACUGGGUGUGUUUCUGUAAGUGAUCUGUGUGAUGCAGGCACAGGGGAAGAGAUACUUAGCAGUGUUACUUUUUUUUAUGAGAGUUCUUAGCAGUGUCACUUAGCAAUGUAUGAAUUGGUUAUUAUAGA